UAUUCUUAGCUCUAGUUUGUAAUUAAAUUCAUGGUAAGAGAAAUGAGAAGAGAGAAAGCAGAAAACAGUACCAUAGAGGCGGUGGCAGUCGCAAUCGACAAGGACAGAGGAAGUCACCAUGCUUUCAAAUGGACAGUUGAAAAUCUCCUCACCAAAGGCCAAUCUAUUACACUUGUUCAUGUUAAACAUAUAACAUCUGCGAAUUCCACACAAUCCAGGGGCAUUCCCACGUCUGGAGAGAAGGAGGAGUUCAAGAUAGUCAACAAAAACCAAUUUGAUGCUAAGAUCAACGAGUUGUUUCUUCCAUUCCGCUGGUUUUGCGUAAAAAGAGCUAUAAAAUGCAAUGAAGUUGUAAUUGAGAACCCUGAUGUACCAAAAGCACUGAUUAACUAUGUUUCCACUAAUUUAAUUGACAUUUUGGCACUUGGGGCACCAUCGACAAGAUACGGCCUUCUGCGUUCUUGUCACAGGUUCAAAAGUACAAAUGUGUCAACCACAGUGUCAAAGGCAGCACCAGAGUUCUGCACUGUGUAUGUCGUCGGAAAAGGAAAGUUAUCAUAUAUGCGAUCUGCUAACUCUUGUCCACACCCAAAAGCUCCUUCAUGUAAACAAAUACAGCACCAAUACAGCAAUGUUUCUGAAGCAAAUAAAAGCAACCAGCACCCCAGACAAUCACAGAGGACACAGUAUCUAGCCAAUAGCCAUCUAGAUAACAUUGAAAUCAAGUCACCAUUCACCAAAGGAAACGCUUCAAUGAGCAAAACAUAUGAACUCUCGACAGAAACUGAUAUAUCGUUUGUCAGUAGUGGAAGGCCAAGCACAGACUGCAUGUUUCCUGCUUUCUCUGAGAGUCCAGAAUCAGGACCUCGACAUUCAAUCAGUUCAUACAUGGACUACAGAAGACCAUCUUAUUCAGGAGGCAAGUUUAUUGACAUGAGCUCUUCACAAUGUGAAGUCUCAUCAUCCUCAAUUAAAAGUGGAAACUCAUGGUUAUCACAGAAUAUGGAUGAAAUGGAAGCUGAGAUGAGGAGGCUCAGGCUAGAGCUUAAGCGAACAAUGGACAUGUACAGUACGGCCUGCAAGGAAGCACUCACUGAAAAACAAAAGGCAAUGCAACUUCACCGAUUGAAAAUGGAAGAAAAGCAGAGAUUAGAAGAGGCACGAGAAGCUGAGGAAGCUGCAUUGAAACUUGCAGGGAAGGAGAAAGCAAAAUGUCACGCAGCCAUGGAUGCUGCAGAAGCAGCUAAAAGGAUUGCAGAAGCAGAAGCACAACAGAGGAGGAAUGCUGAAAUGAAAGCCCUUAAAGAAGCUCAAGAGAGGAUGAAGGCACUAGGAACAACGACGUACGAUCCCAGAUACAGGAGAUACACAAUUGAGGAGAUUGAAGUAGCAACAAAUAAUUUUUCACACGCUCUAGAGGUUGGGGAAGGAGGCUAUGGGCCAGUAUACAAAGGUGAACUAGACCACACACCAGUGGCAAUAAAAGUUCUACGUUCAGAUGCAGCUGAAGGAUGGUCCCAAUUCCAGCAAGAGGUUCAUAUAUUGAGUUGCAUACGCCAUCCCAACAUAAUUCUUCUUCUUGGAGCCUGCCCAGAGAAUGGAUGCCUGGUUUAUGAGUACAUGGAUAAUGGGAGCUUAGAAGACCGUCUCUUUCGGCGAGGUAACACCCCAGUUAUUCCUUGGCAGCUAAGGUUCCAAAUCGCUGCAGAUAUUGGCACAGGACUGUUGUUCCUUCAUCAGACCAAGCCAGAACCACUUGUACACCGUGACCUAAAACCCAGCAACAUUUUACUAGACUAUAACUAUGUCAGCAAGAUUUGUGAUGUAGGUUUGGCCAGGCUUGUCCCUCCAUCAGUAGCUAAUUCUACCACUCAAUAUCAUAUGACAUCUGCUGCCGGAACCUUCUGUUAUAUUGAUCCAGAGUAUCAGCAAACUGGCAUGCUUGGGAUAAAAUCUGAUAUAUACUCACUUGGGGUCAUGUUCCUACAACUAAUAACAGCCAAACCGCCUAUGGGUUUGACUCAUCACGUUGAGCGGGCUAUUGAGAAAGGGACUUUCUCUGAGAUGCUUGACCCUGCCGUUCCUGACUGGCCAGUUGAGGAAGCAUUGUGCUUUGCAAAGCUAGCUCUACAGUGUGCUGAAAUGAGGCAAAAAGAUAGACCGGAUCUUGGGAAGAUUGUUCUUCCUGAGCUUAACAGAUUGAGAAAAUUAGGCGAGGAUAGCAUGAAUGGCGUUACGGUUGGUAAUGGUGAAGUAUCUUCAGCUAGACAAGUGAGUACCAUAGCAGACCUAGCAUUGCACUUGAAGUAA
Messenger RNA from Rosa rugosa (rugosa rose), 2310 nucleotides. Its product is annotated as U-box domain-containing protein 35-like. NCBI's taxonomy places the organism in Eukaryota, Viridiplantae, Streptophyta, Magnoliopsida, Rosales, Rosaceae. Gene Ontology annotation, biological process: protein phosphorylation. The transcript has 9 exons. The record is from RefSeq and is a predicted model, not a curated record. Gene Ontology annotation, molecular function: ATP binding; protein kinase activity. Bases 31 to 2310 code for a protein of 759 amino acids.